Molecule: messenger RNA, 3311 nt
Organism: Chiloscyllium plagiosum (whitespotted bambooshark)
Lineage: Eukaryota; Metazoa; Chordata; Chondrichthyes; Orectolobiformes; Hemiscylliidae
Source: RefSeq, a predicted model, not a curated record
ACCAUUUAAAACAACAGCUCUUUAAGAGUAUGGGAAGAUAUCUCCAAAAAUAACAGAAGAAAAAGAAACAUCAGCAUUUACUAUGGAUGAGACAGCGGCCUGUAAACAUCAGGUUGCCUCUUACCUUAAACUCCUCACAGAACAUCGGGUUCAGUUGGUGAAUGAAAUUAAAAACAUUGAGUGCAUCCUGGACAAUCUUCUACAGUCUGGAUAUUUCACCACAGAAGACAAGGAACUUGUACAGAGGAAGCAAACUCGAUAUGAUAAGGUGCGUGAAAUCCUUGACAUAAUAUGCAAUAAAGGACCUGAAGCUGCUGAGUAUUUUGUGUAUGUGAUGUACAAGGCUAAAGACGUUUAUCCUGAGCUGCAGGAUUGGAUAAAAAUAAUUGAGUAUCAGCCACCUGAGCAUUUAGUGAGAAAGACGAUUCUUCUCACAGAUGCUGUUUGCCAAUAUUCUGAAAAACUUAGACAUCAAUUGAAAAGGGAAACCAAGUUCAUCACUUCGUAUGCUCAGAAAGAAGACAUCUUGCUGGAUGAUACUUACACUGAGACUCUUAUGGAACGAGUUAAUGCAGUAGGUGAAACUGAAGGACCCAUUUCCCACUUGGAGGAUUUGUUCAGUGACACGGGCAUCAUCAAUGAGGAUGCAGAGAUAGUUUUUAUAACUGGUGAUGCUGGGGUUGGUAAGACCAUACUGCUCCAGAGACUUCAGAAACUCUGGUCCAAAGGAGAGCUGUGUACUGGUGUUAAAUUCUUCUUUAAAUUUAGAUGUCGCAUGUUCAAUAUCUUUGAAAAGGAAGAUAAGAUUUCUCUCAGAGAUCUACUGUUUAAAUACAAUUGUUAUCCAGACAAAGACACUGAUGAGAUAUUUAGUUACAUCCAACAACACCCAGACUCUGUCCUCUUCACACUGGAUGGGUUUGAUGAAAUUAAUGCUGACUGUGACUUUAGUGAUAUACCUGUAAUCUCUUCACCCUUUGACCUCAUGCAUCCUGUCACUCUUUUGUUGAACCUACUUCACGGAAAUUUAUUGAAAAACUCAAGAAAAUUAUUGACUGCAAGAACUGGCACCGAGCUACCAUUGAGAAUGGUAAGAAAGAGAGUGACACUGAAGGGCUUUACAAAGGACCAUUUAUUGCAAUAUUUAAAGAAGUUCUUCAAAAACCAACCCCAUCAAACUUUGGUUUUGACCCAGUUGGAAGCAAACCCUCACCUUUGUAGUUUAUGUUCAGUGCCAUUGUUUUGCUGGAUUAUAUUUAAAUGUUAUGAACACUUACAGUCAGAAUGUAACUCUCAGCAAAUGUUGGAUUAUGUAACGUUGACUGACAUCUACCUAUUGAUGUUAGAGGUUUUCUUAAACCGUUCUUUCAAAACGAGGUUGAACAAAAGAAACAAAAGUCAAAGUGAGACAUUCAAAGCAAAGAAAGAUUCUCUGAUGAGAUUGGGAAAAUUGGCAAAAGAGGGAAUCAAAAGCAAUAACUUCAUCUUUAGUCAGGAGCAAAUCACAGCGGCUGGUAUCUCAGAGGAGGAUUUACAGUUGGGCUUUAUCAAGAGUGUAGGCCACUACGAUGGAUGUGGGAACCAAUCAACCUAUGAGUUCCUUCAUCUGACCCUCCAGUCAUUUUUCACCGCGUUUUUCCUGGUUGUUAACGAGAGAAUUCGGGCGAAGGGAAUCAUUAAGUUUUUUACCGGAAAGAUACCACAUGGAGGGAAAUCACAUCCACUCAACUGUUCAGUCUCCUGCAAAAACUCCAAGAGAAGCUCAAAAGAACACUUGCUCGAGGCCCGAGAACAUUUCCAACUAACUGUUUUCUUUCUUUGUGGCUUGCUUUCCAAAACCAAGUUGGAUGUACUGAGUCAUUUGACUUGCCAAAUAAGCAUUCAAAAGAAGAGAGCAGUUUUGAAGUCCUACCUGGUUGGCUGUGUGAAAACGUACACAAGCAACGAUUUCUAUCAGAUGCAAGCUGUCCCGCGUUUCAAAUGGCUGGUGAGGUGCAUAUUUGAAGUGCACAGCAAAGAAGUAGCCAGACUUGCUGCCAAGAGAAUUCACCAAGAUUAUAUAAAGUUCACCUAUUGCAAUGUCUACUCAGCGGACUGCAGUGCAAUCACUUUUAUUUUACGUGGCAUUCAGAAAACAAUUGGGCUCGAACUAGACAAUAACAAUAUCAAUGACUACGGAGUGAGAGAACUAAUUCCUUGCUUUAGUAAGCUUCGCAUUAUUGGGUUGAAUGCAAAUCAAAUCACAGAUGAGGGAGUUCAAGUGCUAUCUGAAGAACUUAAAAAGUACAAAAUUGUUCAAUUUCUUGGCUUAUACAAAAAUCAGAUUACAGACAUUGGUGCCCAAUAUAUUUCAACACUUAUUGAUGAAUGUCCAAGUCUACUCAAAUUGGCCAUUGGUUACAACAUGAUUACAUCUGAAGGAGGGAAAAGGCUAGCAUGGGCAGUUCAGAAAAGUAAGACAAUCAAACAUCUCUGGAUGUGGGGGAAUCAAGUCGGAGACUUGGGUGCUGAAGCAUUUGCUCAAGCUUUAAGAAAUCAUCCUUCUUUAAAAAAGCUCAGUCUUGCAGGAAAUGGCAUUUCCACAGAGGGAAGUAAAUAUUUAGCUGCCUCAUUGGAAGACAACAGAUGCCUGAAGACACUCUGGCUCACAGCAAACAAACUGGACGAUGAAGCAAUGAAGUGGUUCGGAGAUGUGCUGAAAGUAAAUAGGAGCCUACAAACCUUAUGGUUGAUUGAGAAUAACAUUACAUUGACUGGAGUAAAACAUCUCAUUGAUGCACUGAAAAUAAACAGUACAAUCCAAGAGAUUUGCCUGAAGAGCAAUAAAAUAUCCAUUGAAGAAACCAAAGCCCUUAUUGGAGAGCAACGCAUUGUGUUCUGAAUAGCAUCGAUUGCAGUGGGAUGUAGAAUUGAUAAUCUGUGCCAAGGAGCUUCCACACCCGCAAUACUUCCUGAAGAGAACAAAUACUCUUCAGUGUGGUACAAUGUACACCAAAUUACUCAAAAGAUUAAAUACAUUUCUGUUAACUUGUGAAAUGUAAGUGAUGUGUAUAUGUGGACAACAAGAUCAUACUUCAUAAAUUGAAAGAUAUGUUGUGUAGUCUAUAAAAAUCUUACAUACAACCUGACUACAGAAUCUUAUACUCGUUGUUACAGUCCUGUCACAUUCUGUAGCAAUGUUUUAGUGGGUUGAAAUUUACAAUGCAAUCUGCCUAUGUAAACUUCUCAUCAUGUAUUACAACCUAACCACCAGCAGACUACUAUAAUGAAGAACUUCUCUUUCUGUAAACUAUGAUUGAUAAAAAAAAGCC